This is a messenger RNA of Cetraspora pellucida, 497 nucleotides long. The record is from the annotation of a GenBank genome assembly. Lineage: Eukaryota; Fungi; Glomeromycota; Glomeromycetes; Diversisporales; Gigasporaceae.
AAGAAGAAAAACAUGAAGAGCAAGGAUUUUUUGAUGAACCUGAAAUCAAGGAAACAAAUCUUCAGCAUGAGACAUUUCCAAUGAUACAGCCAAAAAUUAAUGAGUCAAAGACUCGAGGCUAUGCCUCUCCUGAAGCUGAUCCAGGCCCUCAUACCCAAGCUCAUCAUGAAGAAUUAUCUAUUCAUGAAAAAGGAUUUCUAGAUUUAGAUGUAAAAUAUGCAAAAAAUAUGUUCAAAGUAGAUGGAGCUGAAUAUGUUUUCUCAACCAGGUUUACAGAAGCUACAGAUAUUGAUUUGGCCAGUGUAAUAUUAGAAGCAGAAAAUGAAAAUGAAGCUAUGCAGGAGAUAACUUUUAAAAUUAGUGAUAAAUAUGAGCCUAUUCAUGAAUCAAAAAAGGCAGGUGGAAAAUAUGCCAAAGGAGGUCCAAACGUCAUACUUACAAAGAAAAUGAAACCAGGCUUUUGGGUAGGAAUAGACGAAAAAUUUCUGGUUAGAGAA